AUGCCACUUGCAUUGAUAGUACGCGAAAAUAAAAAGCUUGUUAUUGAAAAUCUACCUUUACCCAAGUAUGAACUUACCGAUCUACUGAUUAAAGUUACUCAUGUAGCUCAAAAUCCAACGGAUUGGAAACAUGUUCAUUUCGGUUUGGCAAAAGAAGGAGCUAUCGUUGGUUGUGACUUCGCUGGAAUAGUUGUGGGCGUUGGCAAAAAAGCAGUCGGUAAUUACAGAAAAGGAGAACGUGUGGCUGGUUGUGUUCAUGGUGGUCUCGACCCGGAAAUGAACGUUCGUGGAGCUUUCUCUGAAUAUGUUGUACAAGAAGCUUCACUAGUUUUCCGCUAUCCGCCAACAUUUUCUCCUGAACAAAUUGUCACACUUCCCCUUGUUGCUACAACAGCCGCUCUUGGUCUGUUUCACGAAAUGGGCUUACCACUUCCUCCCGCUACGGUCAAAAUCAAUUUUCUUGUUUGGGCAGGAAGUACAAGUGUCGGACAAUGUGCUAUUCAAUUAGCGAAAGCAAUUGGUUGUUUUGUUAUCACUACAGCAUCACCUGCUCGUCAUGAAUAUCUGAAAGGACUCGGUGCCGAUAUUUGUUUUGAUUAUGAUGAUCCGAAUAUUGUUUCGUUGAUUAAGAAAGCUACCAAUGAAAACUUGGCGUAUGGUUUUGAUUGUAUUUCAGAAAAAGAUUCAACUAAAUUAUUAUGUGCAACACUGACAGCAACGCAUUCGAAAUUAGUCACUGUUUUACCAUUCAUAAAACGAGAUUUACCACCACACAUAACAGAAUACCGCGUACUAAUUUAUACGAUCUUUGGAAUUGAGAAACUUCUCUUUGGACAAUAUUUUCCAGCCAAGCGUGAAGAUAGAGCAUUCGCUGAGAAGUUUUACAAAUUAAUGACAGAUUAUUUACUACCAAAUGGUUUAUUGAAGCCGAAUAGAGUAACGAGGAUGCCAGGUGGACUAAAUGGAAUCGAAAGCGGUUUUAAACGAAUGAUGGAAAAUCGAGUACAAGCAGAAAAACUUGUUUACUCCCUCACAGAAACUACCGAUUGGGUUUCAAUUAAAUAUCGAUGGAACUGUUGUCUGAAAUUUUUUCAUAGAUAA
Messenger RNA from Adineta ricciae, 1101 nucleotides. NCBI's taxonomy places the organism in Eukaryota, Metazoa, Rotifera, Eurotatoria, Adinetida, Adinetidae. The record is from the annotation of a GenBank genome assembly.